Messenger RNA from Anisakis simplex (herring worm), 261 nucleotides. The record is from the annotation of a GenBank genome assembly. Lineage: Eukaryota; Metazoa; Nematoda; Chromadorea; Rhabditida; Anisakidae.
UUACAAUCAUUAAUGAUUUACUAUGUUGACAGGUUCACGGCGGCAGUGGGCAGGCCAGGUCAAGCGAGGGAGGCACGAGAAGCGGUACGUAACGCGAUGAGCACUGUCAAUCCUACGCGUAAGGCACCACGAGCAAAUCCGUUGGAUUACGAGAAAUUUAUUGGGGAGAAGAGUGCGCAGUUGGAGAAUGACACUCAUCGUGAAUUGGUGUUAUUCCCUCGCGAUGAUAUCGCUGUUCGUUCUUUUAUUCGCAUUAUGUAA